AAGAAGAAGGCGGUCCGAAAGGGCGGGUUCGCAACGCGCAUGCUCCUACGGGAGAAGGGUUGAAGUACUUAACAAUGCAAAGAAGGGGGUUGAAGACAAUCGAUGUUGGAGAGCAGCAACAGACGGCAAUAUGUUUUCGAUGGAGGAAGAUUAUAUCGACAAUGAGUAUUACACGAUGAAUUUAAAAUUUUUUCGUUUAAUUGGAUUAAACCAAAAUACGUCAUCCAAGAAUAUAAUUCAUAUUUGUUUUAUUAAUUUCAUACUAGCUUUUGCAUUAUUCGAACAGAUUCAUUUUUUCUUCAUCUCUGAAAAAAAAAUAGUAUUGAUCACCAAAUUACUGGAAACGACCUUGCCUAUAUUAUGCUACGGAUCUUGUUAUUGCAAUUUAUUGUUGAAUGAUAGAGUUAUGAAGAAAAUUUUUUCUCGUAUCAAGUCCGAUUGGGAUGACCUAGCAAACAAACCAGAAAUAGUGAUACUGAAGAAAUAUGCUGAAAUUAGUAGACUUUGUACAAUAGUAAUAUCAAUCUCCAUUUAUCUUUACAUUGUAUUUUUGAUAUUUCCUUCAUUGUUAAGUUUGUUUCGUUACGUCAUUGGUUCUAUAAGUGAAACUGAAAUAAUAUUACCAGUUCGUAUUGACUCUAUCAUGAACAACCGAAUGCUUUAUUACAUCAGGCUUACAAUCCAAUAUGUAAUUAUAUUAAUCACGGGCACAAUAGGGAUUGCUAACUAUUCCAUGUUUAUAGUAGUUAUCCAGCAUGCUUGUGCACUUCUUACCAUCGUCCAAUGGAGAGUAAUUGAAAUAUUUUUAAAGAAUAAACAAAAUUUCUAUUAUUCAAGUAAUAAAUGUGAAUUAAUCGAUGAAAGAGAAAAGAUAAUCUAUAUCAUAAAAUUCUAUAAUAACGCGAUCGAAUUUAUUAAUUUAUUUAAAUCGUUUUACGAAUCAAUUCAUCUACUCGAAGAAUUAUUUGGAUUUAUAUGUGUUAUUUCUUUCAGGUAA
Messenger RNA from Vespa velutina, 997 nucleotides. RefSeq lists its product as uncharacterized. The transcript is spliced from 8 exons. Lineage: Eukaryota; Metazoa; Arthropoda; Insecta; Hymenoptera; Vespidae. The record is from RefSeq and is a predicted model, not a curated record. Bases 131 to 997 code for a protein of 288 amino acids.